CACGGAGCUUCGCCGCGGUUGCGGCUCCGUAGCUGCCGGCUCCUGUUCCCUGCUGCGCUGCCGUGGCCCUCGCCGUCGCUGCGCGGUGGCGCGCCGACUUCCGCAGCUCGGGUCCUGGCCCCGCGCGCCGUCCACCCCGAGCGCCAUGGCCUCGGCCGGCGGGCCGGAAGCAGCCGGGCCCUGCCCUCGCCUCAGCCUCCUUUUGCUUCUGCUGAUCGCAGGCCCUGCCCUGGGCUGGAGCGACCCUGACAGAAUAUUGUUACGGGAUAUAAAAGCUCUUACCCUCCACUAUGACCGCUAUACCACCUCCCGUAGACUGGAUCCGAUCCCACAGUUGAGAUGUGUUGGAGGCACAGCUGGAUGUGAUUCUUACACCCCAAAAGUCAUACAGUGUCAGAACAAAGGCUGGGAUGGUUAUGAUGUACAGUGGGAAUGUAAGACCGAUUUAGACAUUGCAUACAAAUUUGGAAAAACCGUGGUGAGCUGUGAAGGCUAUGAAUCCUCUGAAGACCAGUAUGUACUGAGAGGUUCCUGUGGCUUGGAGUAUAACUUAGAUUACACGGAACUUGGCCUGAAGAAACUGAGAGAGUCUGGAAAAAACCAUGGCUUUAACUCUUUCUCUAAUUAUUAUAAUAAGCUGUACUCCCCAGAUUCCUCUGGCAUGAGUGGAUUGAUUACCAUCGUGGUGCUCCUUGCUAUUGCCUUUGGAGUUUAUAAGUUGUUCCUUAGUGAUGGUCAAGAUUCUCCUCCACCGUAUUCUGAGUAUCCGCCGUAUUCCCAUCCUUAUCAGAGAUUCACUAGCUCAUCAGGACCCCCUCCCGCGGGCUUUAAGUCUGAGUUCACAGGACCGCAUGGUGCAGCUUCGGGUUUUGGCAGUGCUUUCACGGGACAACAAGGAUAUGCCAAUUCAGGGCCAGGGUUCUGGACUGGCUUGGGAACUGGAGGAAUAUUAGGAUAUUUGUUUGGCAGCAACAGAGCAGCAACCCCCUUUUCAGACUCCUGGUAUCACCCAUCCUGUCCUUCCUCGUCCUCCAGCAUGUGGAACAGCCGGGCUUACUCACCACUUCGCAGAGGCCCAGGUAGUUAUUCAGCAAGUUCAAACUCAGAGACAAGAACCAGGGCAGCAUCAGGAUAUGGUGGUACUAGAAGACGAUAAGAAAGUGAAAAGUUCAAGUCCAACACUGGAUGCAAAAUUUCUGAUUUUUCAUCACUUUCUCUUAAAAAAAAGUGCUACCUACUAACAACUGGGGAAAGGGCAUAUUCAAAAGUCCUGUGGUGUUUUGUCUUGUAUAGCUUUUUGUAUUCUGUUAUUUGAGGCUAGAAUUGGUACAUGAGAAGUAUGUGAGUGUAACAUGCAGAGGUGAAUUACAGUUUUUGGAAGUGAGGAUUCCUGUGGAAUGCUGAAAGUGUAUUGUUUAAUGUCUAAAACCUGUGAUGCUGUAAGAAGCAUUAAGAAUGAAGGCUUUAUACCAAUAGGUUCUCAGUACAAAAAGUUUCAAUCUUAGAUGGUUUUAGUUGGUGAGUCAUUACUUCGUAGAAACAAUAAUAAUCUAUUUGGUCUUUAUUACUUGGUGUUUGCUGUUCUUCAAACAUUUAAACCAAGCUUUAAACUACUGAUUAUACUAAUGUGUGGGUUUUGAUCACUUUAGAGCUCAGGAGCUUUGAGUCCUUCAGUGGGUGGUGGGGUUCUGGUAAGUGAGAAUUACCUUUUUUAGGAAAAGGUAGAAAGUCAGUAUCUGGAAGAUUGUUGGGAAUGAUUUUGUGCUGACAAAAAUGCUUGAAACCUCCCUAUUCAUUUCUUAAGAAAGAGGUGAAGUUCAGAUGCUUUGACAAAGGUCUUUUAAUAGCAAAAGCAUGUACUUCUCUGUGGAAUCUCAAGUAUCGUUGUAGCAAUCUGUUUCAAUCUUACAUUAAAAUGACAGAAAACAUAAAAAAAAAACAAGUGGUUUUAUUCUCAUUCUUUCUAACAGCCUUGACACUAAUUGGUGUUACUUUUUUACCCUUUUUCCCAGUGGAAAAGGGGUUCAUGCAGAAGUUCUGUCUCCCUGAACAAUAAUUUCCCAUGGUAGUUUUGCCUUAACUACCAGUCACUUGGUAAAUAUUUUCAAGAAAGUAAUUUAAAGUGGUGUAGAAGGAAGCCUCUGCUAAAAAAGUUGCUUUAAAAAAAAAAAUAAAUCUCUAGCCCUCAAAGAUUGCACAGUCUGUAUGAGUUAAACUCUGUGACCCGAGAGUCUCAUUUUUACCUUUUGGGAACCAUUUAAAAACAAACAGACCCUUGUUUAGACUUUAAAAUGUGAUUUAGGGAGUAGUUGAAAGGGUAUUGUGAAUAGAACUAUUCUUUCUCCAUCGGUAAAACUUGGUAGAAGUUUUAAUUUAUGUUACGGAGGAGACACCAUUUUCUUCAGGAAUGUUGCAGUAGAUCCUUACCCAUUUUCCUGAGUAGAAGGAGAUGGAAUAAGAGAGAAUCCAGUUUAUUGCCUUUUUCCCCAUUUGCUUAUUGUUUAGGGUUUUGAUUUGUUUAUUUUUGCUACAAGAGUUGAUAAUCUUGUAUUGAGUAUGUUUUACUUGGAGAGCAAAGUAAAAAAAUUUGUUAAUUAAAAACUGCCAUAGAUUGGGCCAGUGAUAGUGAUCUGCAUAUUUAAUUUGCUGUUCUAAAACACUGUGUUCAGAUUUCUACUUGAACACGUUAUUGCAGGUCACUGGGAUUAUAAGAUAAUGAGUGAACCUAGUGUUGGUGGCUCUCAGAUUACUAAUCCCAGGAGCCCGAGGGCUGUUGUUGGAUGCCUCUCAGAGGCUACCUGGAGGGAAGGAAGCUGAGCGUGUGGAGCUCAAGGUCCUCCCCCCACCCCCACUGGACUGUUCCUCUUUUAUCUGUUGUAUGUUUAUACUUCCUUGUUAUUUAUGGGAAAGAUUAUGGGCUGUCACUUCCAAAAUCUAAGACUCAGAGAAUGAAAGACAGUACAACUGGGUCCCAUUAGGCAGUUGAUGGCCCGUGAUAGGAAUUGCUGCCCAGGGAAGGUGGGGUACUUCAGCUGGGAGCUUGGUGUGCCUGGUUGAGAAGGCUUAAAAAGGAGAAAGAAGAGAGAUGAAAGGGAGCUGAAGACAAGCUCUUCAGUUUUACUCACAUGAGCGUUCAGCAGAACUUUUUGGAUCUUAGGAUGGGAUUGCUGGUAUUUUAACCAGUUAGGCAUGUUUCUGUAAUUUCAUGGAUGCUUCUCUCCAAAGCUCCUUGAUCUCUUCCAUUCUGACCCCUGUUCUCCCAGAAUGACUUAAGUUUAUCUAUUGUUCUUCCCUAACGCAUUGUACACACUUUUACUGUUGUACACGGUACAUUGCAUUGUAAUUAUCUUUCAAACGUAGGUAUUUCUUUCUACUCUGAGCUCCUUAAGGAAAACAGUCAAAUAUUACUUCUUCCUGCCCUUUGCAGCUAGGGCAUGGUCACGUGUCUAAAUUCUGUCAAUCAAAUGCUUCCUCCAGGUCUUCGGAGAGAGUGGCACAGUUAAGAGGUUAUUCCCAGCAGUGACAGAGUAGGGAAAGAUUUAGCAGAGGUAUUGGCCAGGGUCUGGUGGUAGUUUCUAGGGCAACAUUUCAGUUGUACAGUUGCUGUGACAUGUCUUGGCUAGGGUGUGUGCUGCCUGGAUGCCAAUGGCUGAAAACCUGCCUCUUUCUAAGCCUGGUUUUCCACACUUCCCAUCAAUUCUGUGAGCUGUUUGAUACAUAAGUUAAUAAAUUCCUUUUCUGCCCAAUUUGGUAGAGUCAUUUUCUGUUGUUUGCUACUAAGAACCUCAUAUGUGUGAUGAAACUCCUAAGAUUCUUUAAUUGUAAACAACAGAUACUGGCUAAUUGUAAUAAAACAUUGUGGUUGACUCCUGA
Molecule: messenger RNA, 3873 nt
Organism: Equus quagga
Lineage: Eukaryota; Metazoa; Chordata; Mammalia; Perissodactyla; Equidae
Gene: SARAF
Product: store-operated calcium entry associated regulatory factor
Exons: 6
Coding region: 146-1156 (336 amino acids)
Biological process (GO): regulation of store-operated calcium entry
Cellular component (GO): endoplasmic reticulum membrane
Source: RefSeq, a predicted model, not a curated record